AUCCGCGAAACAAGCACGUACGGCCACAGUCAGCUGAAAACUGGGCAUCCCGUCCGCUCUGCCAUACAUAAGCAGUUGAACGGCAGAUUAGUACUGCGGUGGGUGACCACGUGGGAAUCCCUGCUGCUGUACGUUUUGUAUCCUUCGUUUUGCUUCUCAUAGUACAUCAGUAAUUCCCUCCGGUAUUGUUUGUUUUGUGGUGUUGUUUUUCAUAUUUUGCUUGUUGAGGAUGAUGGCGGACGUUGGGUCGUACAAUAAGCAUUCGUCGCAAGGCGAGAGCACUUUCUUUCUG
This is a messenger RNA of Aureobasidium pullulans EXF-150, 292 nucleotides long. RefSeq lists its product as uncharacterized. NCBI's taxonomy places the organism in Eukaryota, Fungi, Ascomycota, Dothideomycetes, Dothideales, Saccotheciaceae. The transcript has a single exon. The annotation marks the transcript as partial. The record is from RefSeq and is a predicted model, not a curated record.